Molecule: messenger RNA, 1937 nt
Organism: Phoenix dactylifera (date palm)
Lineage: Eukaryota; Viridiplantae; Streptophyta; Magnoliopsida; Arecales; Arecaceae
Source: RefSeq, a predicted model, not a curated record
UCGAGGCAGACUUCAGUUUGGAUAGCAAGCAGAGGGCUUCUCUUAUAUGCUCCAGAGAGACGAGGAUGACAUCGUUGUUAUCGCUUGUGGUGGUGGCGUUCUUUGCGCUACUCUUUUGCCCAGGCUGGUGCGAGACCUAUCACCAUGUCUUCCAUGUGAAAGAGGCAUCUUACACUCGGUUGUGCAGAACGAAGAAGAUUUUGACGGUCAACGGACAGUUUCCGGGGCCUACUUUACAUGCUUACAGAGGAGACAAGUUGGUCGUCAAGGUCUACAACAUUGCACAAGAGAAUGUAACCUUACACUGGCAUGGAGUAAAGCAACCAAGGAAUCCAUGGUCAGAUGGCCCUGAAUCCAUUACCCAAUGCGCUAUCCAGCCCGGAUCCUCCUUCAUCUACACCAUCACGUUCACCGACGAAGAAGGCACGCUUUGGUGGCACGCCCACAAUGACUACACCCGGGCCACCGUUCACGGCGCCAUCGUCGUGUACCCCAGACAUGGGACCUCGUACCCCUUCCCAAAGCCCAGUGGAGAAGUCGUCAUAGUACUCGGAGAGUGGUGGAACAAGGACGUGAAUGCAGUACUUGAGAAGGCCCUUGAAACAGGAGGAGAGCCUAACGCGUCGGAUUCGUUCACUAUUAAUGGACAACCCGGCGAUCUCUACCCGUGCUCCAAGCCAGGUACUUUCAGAAUGCUUGUAGAACAUGGCAAGACCUACCUCCUCCGAAUGGUGAAUGCUGCAAUGGAUGACGGCCUAUUCUUCUCGAUCGCCGAUCACCUGCUCACUCUUGUUGGGUCUGAUGGGAGCUACACCAAAGCACUAACUACAGACUACAUCCUGAUAAGCCCAGGCGAGACCAUGGACCUGCUACUGAAUGCCAACCAAUCCCCUAGAAACCUCUACUACAUGGCGGCAAGAGCAUUUAGCUAUCAACCGGUCAACAAUAUCGACAACACCACCACCACUGCCAUCGUCCAAUACAAGUCCCAUUACACCCAACGGUCCACCAACCCUCUCCUCCCAACUCUUCCCUUCUACAACGAUACUGAAGCAGCUUCCAAGUUCAGCUUUUCAAUCCGUAGUCCCGCAGGCAUGCACUGGCCCAUCAAUUGCCCUCAAAGGUUCGACCAACGGAUGAUAAUAGCAGUGGCCGUGAACGAGCUCGAGUGCCAAUUAAGUGGCUCGUGUGAAGGACCUAAUGGCACCAGGCUCUCAUCGAGUCUUAACAACAUAAGCUUCGUGAACCCGCCCAUAGAUAUCCUUGAAGCAUAUUACAAGGGGAUAAAUGGGGUUUUUGGUACAAGUUUUCCGAGCAGGCCCUUGCACUACUACAAUUUCACAGCGGAGUACCAGCCGCUGGAGCUUUUGAAGCCUAGGCUGGGGACGAUGGUUAGGGUUUUGGAGUAUGGGGCGACGGUGGAGAUUGUGUUCCAGGGCACGUCGCUGGUGAGGGCUGAGAGCCAUCCCAUGCACUUGCAUGGCUUCAGCUUUUACGUGGUGGGGUGGGGAUUUGGGAAUUUUAACGAAGAGAAGGAUCCAUUAGGAUAUAACUUGGAGGACCCUCCGCUGAAGAAUACAAUUGGAGUUCCAAGGAAUGGAUGGGUGGCCGUCAGGUUUACAGCUAAUAAUCCUGGGGUGUGGCUCUUGCACUGCCAUUUGGAGCGCCAUCUCAUCUGGGGAAUGGCCACCGUGCUCAUAGUGAAAGAUGGUGAGGGCCCGGAGGCAAAGCUGCUGCCUCCACCUCCUCACAUGCCUCCGUGUUAAACCCUACCUGGAAGCACAAUUGGAUCCAUAUUUGUUAUUUAGACGAGCUUGUUAUGGAUUCUUAGGUUUCAUCUAUUAUAUAUUGUGAGAAAAUACUGUUUGUAUUUGAUGUUGGCUGUGAAAGCUUUGACAAGAUCAUAUUAGAAGAAUAAUUCCUACCAUUUUCAAUCA